CUUGUUUCUUUUUUCAUUUUGUAUUAAAGCAAACUUCUCGCGUCAAUAGCCGAUCCACUAUGAUACACGACACCGACUGACGAUGUACCUAGGACAUACGACGAAUCAAAUAAAUGAUAUUUAAUACGAGCCCGUAGUCCCUUAAUUGCUCUCCAGAACAUCUGAAUCUUCCGUUAGUCAAUUUUUUCCCUUCUUGUUCAGCGUGUAUGUGUCGGUAAAUUUUCGUUUCGUUGGUUAUAUUUUAUAACCCGUCGUCGACGUUGUAACACUUGAUGUUCUUGAAAAAUGAAACUCGAUAUAUCUUUAUACUAAUGAUGAGAAAAUUUUUUAUUAUCAAGGAUUUCUUUUUUUUUUUUUUUUUUAGUAAAGUAUGACGAUGAUUUACGUGGUACGUAAAAAUUGUAUUUUAGUUUUCGAAAAUUAUUUGUCUUAAUCUGAUUAGAACCAGUAUGACAACGUGUUACGGCGAUCAACGAAAACUGGGCCAAGUAAUCGAUCAAAUGAAAAUACUAGCCAACAAUAUGGACGAGCUACGCGCUGAAAUUAACAUGUUAAGAAAUAGUUAUUCGAAAAGUAAAGAGAAUCAUUCGUGUGCGAGUGUUUUUAAAAGAAACAGCAGCAGCAAGACUAAUGUUCUAAGUAAAUUAAAAAAAUACAUGAGGAAAGUAACAAGCAUAUACUCAUUGAGAAAAGAACGCAAGUAUGGCAAAGAUCAAGAGACUUAUUAUCCUUGCACGAAUAUGGAUCCUCGAUUGCCUUCGUUUUUAAGUUACGUCUUUCGUACUCGAAAGAAAGGAAAUCUAUUAGAAAUACCAACUAGGAUUAAAUAUCUUAAAAGUCGAGGCAUUCAAACGAACGGGAAACUCGAAAGCCGCCGAUGUAUCGCAAAAUCACCAGCAAUCAUACCCAUUGGAAACGUAGAUGACGUUAACGAUGAUGGAUUUCUAUUUACGAAACAUGAACAUGAACGAUAUAAUAAAAUAAUAUUUCCAAAGAAAUAUGCAACUCUUGCCCCACAUUGUUCCGAAAUAAGUUGUGAAUUAGAUUUCCAAAUAGAAAAUCCAAUGACCUCCCCAUCUGAUUUCAAUGUGAAUAUCUUUUCGGAUUCGUGCUCUUUUAAAAAUUGUCCAGAGAAUGCGAGAAUAGUUCUGUCGGACAAUAAUGACGAACAGCCCGCAACAAAAUACACGCAAACGAAAGUGGUGAAACUGAGACGAAAGUCCAAGCAUUUGAAUUUUCAUCAUAAACAACCGAAUCUUUGCUUUUCUAAGAUGAAGAACGCUGUGAUAACGAAAGAGAUCAUAAGAAAUUCGAACGAGCGCACGUUUACGGUAUGUGGAGAGAUCAACGAUGUGAGAGAUUAUCCACGUUUGAGGAAAAUUUGUUGUAAACAAUGCUCGUGCAAGAGACGAAACAAUUUUACUCAGUGGAACGAUCAAAAAGACGAGGUAAACUUUCCCAUGGAGAAAACUGUGCAGAGGAUAAGUGACGAUUUACCUAUAAACGACAGUAUGUUCGAAAACAUACCACCCACAACAAAAUCAGAUUUAUCAUCUUCGUUAGUUUCUUUGGAUAUCAAUAUUUCUAAUAGUUCCAGCAAUAUUGAGGAUUUUCCAGAACGUAGAAAACCAAGAACUUAUGUAAUACGUCGAACAACUCAGAAAUGUAAUCAGAAUAAUUGUUCGAGUAAUUUUGAAAAGAGCGUCAUUUGCCUAGGACAAACCUCCGAUUUGACCUUCUCUUCAUGUAGUUUUCCUAAUCGUAAUAUCCAUUUUAAUUAAAGGAAAUAUUUAGUUAUUUGUAUAUACAUGUAUUCAUUUCUAGCGACAAGAUUAUACCUCGUUUAAAUUCUGAUGUUUUAAAAAUGUAAAUAGAAUUAUAUGUAACUCCUAAUUGCAUUUAAUUGUAACUG
Molecule: messenger RNA, 1912 nt
Organism: Frieseomelitta varia
Lineage: Eukaryota; Metazoa; Arthropoda; Insecta; Hymenoptera; Apidae
Exons: 2
Coding region: 450-1781 (443 amino acids)
Source: RefSeq, a predicted model, not a curated record